AUGAAUUUCGAUGUUGGAGGUCCAUCAUAUUUAUCAUCAUCUUCAUCUUCGGAUGAUGAUAAUUUUCUGACCAAUAUCAUUGCAGAGAUUGAUGAAACCGAAGAAGUAAUUUGUGAGUAUAUCAACAACAACAUGAUCAUCGCUAACAAUUUACGUCAACAAAACUACCAACCGAUCCAUGGUGGCUCGAUUCCCGGUCAUGUAGUGAUCAACCGCGAUCGAGAAACUGCGCAUCAGAAUUUGGUCAUAGAUUACUUUAUCGAUAAUCCAUGUUUUGGAGAAGAUAUGUUUCGUCGUCGAUAUCGGAUGUCAAGAAGUUUGUUCAUUCGUAUUGUUCAUGCAGUGAAAGAUCAUGACCAUUACUUCCAACAACGAAGUGAUGAACUUGGUAGAAUGGGAUUAUCACCAUUACAAAAAGUAACAGCUGUUUUUCGCAUGUUGGCAUACGGUCUACCAGCUGAUGCUACGGACGAAUACGUUAAAAUAGGUGAGUCAACAGCAAUUGAAAGUAUGACAAGUUGUCGUGCUAUGGUGGAGAUAUUCGCAGAGCGGUAUCUACGAACACCUAACGCUAACGAUAUUGUUAGGCUACUCUAUAUUGGUAAAAAAUGUGGUUUUCCAGGAAUGUUAGGAAGUCUUGAUUAUUAUGAUCUUUGGAUAUGGCACGCAUAUUUUGGUAUGCUAGGCAUCAAUAAUGAUAUCAAUGUGCUGGAGUCAUCUAAUCUUUUUUCUAACCUAGCUCAAGGUAUUGCUCCUCCCGCUUACUAUGUUAUUCAAGGAAAAGAGUAUAAUAUGAGUUAUUAUUUAGCUGAUGGUAUAUAUCCAAAAUGGGCUACUAUUGUACAAACAAUCCAACAGCCACAAGGUAGGAAGAAAAAAUAUUUUGCCAUGAAACAGGAAGCAUGUAGAAAAGAUGUAGAACGUGCGUUCGGAGUUCUCCAAUCACGAUUUGCAAUUGUGGCAGGAUCAGCACGUUUUUGGAAAAAAUAUGUAUUACAUGACAUAAUGACUGCAUGCAUUAUUAUGCACAAUAUGAUAAUCAAGGAUGAACGUGAUCUUUAUGCACCAAUUCAAGAAGUGAGGGAAGCACCAACACCAGAAGUUGAUAUGGUAGCAGAUGAAACUACAAGAUUUACUCAAUUUAUUGCACGUUACGGAAAAAUCAAGGAUAAAGAUGCCCAUAUUGCGCUUCGUAAUGCAUUGAUAGAUCAUUUAUGGGAGGAAUACACUAAUUCAGAUAGUUAA
Asparagus officinalis (garden asparagus) is the source of this 1245-nucleotide messenger RNA. RefSeq lists its product as uncharacterized. The transcript is spliced from 2 exons. NCBI's taxonomy places the organism in Eukaryota, Viridiplantae, Streptophyta, Magnoliopsida, Asparagales, Asparagaceae. The record is from RefSeq and is a predicted model, not a curated record. Bases 1 to 1245 code for a protein of 414 amino acids.